AUCCAUCAUGGCGGACAAAAACGAAAAUGUUAUUCCUACGUUGGACGUAAAUACAAAUAACAUCGAAUCUAAGAUGGAGACGCUCGCAGAUAACGAUGCAGAAGAAAAUGGUAUCAACAAGGAUUCCAAGGAUUCAAAUCCAUUUAAAACCCCAACAAUUCAAUUUAAAAUGCCCGAAAAACUGCCACUAACAUCCCCAAUAACAAAUUUAGAAAAUGAAAAAGCCCAAAAUGUAAAACAAAUUAAAAAACCUUCAAACCAAGAAUCACCCACCCCAAAUUCCACAAAAGAAAAAGUUAAAACUUCAAAUUCUUCCCCUGCUGAAUCUUUACAGCAGGCACAAGUUGUUUUUCCUUAUAAGGAACCCAGUUGGAGUGGGUUACCGGAGCCAGGUUAUUCGUUCGAAAUAUUAAAGAAUGGGGCAAUUAUAGAAAACAUUGAACUUAAAGAUAAAGCGUUUUAUAUGUUCGGCAGAUUACCAAGUUGUGAUGUUACCAUGGAACAUCCAUCGUUGUCACGAUAUCAUGCUGUCAUUCAGUAUUGCAAGAACCCAGAAUCGUCAGUGUCACAGUCGGGAUGGUAUCUUUAUGAUUUAGACAGUACUCAUGGAACUUGGUUAAAUAAAAACAAAGUUAAACCUAAUGUAUAUCACAGAAUUCGUGUUGGUCAUGUCGUGAAAUUUGGAGGCAGUACUCGAUUACAUAUUUUACAGGGGCCUGAAACUGACCAGGAUGAGGAAUCAGAACUGUCAGUCACAGAAAUCAAGCAACAGAGAGAUCGACAGAAACGUGAAGCGGAAGUAUUAAGAUUAGCCGAUGCUGACGAAUCGAAUCGAUUACAACAAAAGAUGAAUCAAGAUGAAGGAUGUUCGUGGGGCAUGGGUGAGGAGGCUGAAGAGGAAGCAGAAGAAAUUGAAUUAGAUGUGAUUUACCUGAAUAUAUUAUAA
Patella vulgata (common limpet) is the source of this 946-nucleotide messenger RNA. Its product is annotated as kanadaptin. The coding region runs from base 8 to 946 and encodes 312 amino acids. NCBI's taxonomy places the organism in Eukaryota, Metazoa, Mollusca, Gastropoda, Patellidae. The record is from RefSeq and is a predicted model, not a curated record. The transcript has 4 exons. Gene Ontology annotation, molecular function: mRNA binding; protein binding.